This is a messenger RNA of Pieris napi, 3107 nucleotides long. RefSeq names its product probable serine hydrolase (gene kraken). The coding region runs from base 297 to 1229 and encodes 310 amino acids. Lineage: Eukaryota; Metazoa; Arthropoda; Insecta; Lepidoptera; Pieridae. The record is from RefSeq and is a predicted model, not a curated record. The transcript has 2 exons.
AGCUGUGCAGUUAACACUUAACAGUGUACAGCGAGAAGACAGUCAGUGUGGCAGUGCCGUUAUUCGCUAAUAAGUUGAUAAUUUAUUAAUAUUACUACUUUUUAGUUUUUAUUUCAUAAUAUUGUUGUGUCAAGUGAUUUAUGGAUCUGUUUAAACGAUUACACACCAAUUAAUAAACGGUGUUUUGUUCCAUAUUCUCGACUUGGGAAUUUGUAGUGGUUGUGUAAAAGUCGGGCGAUUAGUCUAUCGCUCAACUCUGUUAAUUGAAGUGCAUAAAGCUUUAUUAAGGGAUAAAAAUGAACGGACGAGAAACCAAAGAAGAGUUACCAGCAGGAGUGUCUGUAGAGGAAAUUGUAAUUCCUGUACCAUGGGGACAUGUGGCUGGCAGGUGGUGGGGCCCUCGGAACAAACAACCUUUAAUUGCUAUUCAUGGAUGGCAAGACAAUGCUGGCACGUGGGAUAAUCUAAUACCACAACUUCCAGGCAACACCUCUGUAUUAGCAAUUGAUUUGCCUGGCCAUGGAUUAUCUUCUCACUAUCCUUCAGGAAUGCUCUAUUAUGUUUUCUGGGAUGGGAUAGUUCUCUUACGAAGGAUUGUUAGGCAUUUCAGGUGGGAGAAAAUAAGUCUUAUUGGCCACUCUCUUGGAGGAGCAUUAAGUUUCAUGUAUGCUGCAUCUUAUCCAGAUGAAGUUGAUAGAAUCAUAUGCAUUGACAUAGCAAGCCCUGCAGUGCGACCUCCAGACAACAUGGUUUUAGCUACAGGCUGGUCAAUAAAUAAAGUAUUAGACUAUGAAAAAUUGACCGAAGAUAAGAUUCCAUGCUAUGAAUAUGAAGAAAUGAUUGAUAUCGUUGUUGAUGCUUACAAAGGAUCAGUAUCUAGGGAGAAUUGUGAGGUAUUAAUGAAACGUGGAAUGUCUCCAGCACCAUCAAAUUCAAAGAAACAAGGCUUUUAUUUUAAAAGGGACCCAAGACUCAAAGUGUCUGGCUUGGCCAUGAUGUCAAUUGAAACAGCUCUAGAAUAUGCUAGUCAAAUUCGGUGCAAGGUGUUAAAUAUUCGAGCCAUUCCAGGACAAAACUGGGAAAGACUAGAUUACUAUACUAAGAUAAUAGACAAAUUGAAAGAAACAACUGAUGUUACAUACAUGGAAGUAGAAGGAACUCAUCAUGUUCAAUUGAAUGCUCCUGAAAAUAUAUCUAACAUAAUUGAAGAUUUCUUAGAAGAAUAUUAAGUUUAGCUCAAUUUUUAGUGAUAAUUGUGAUAAAAAUCAUUAAAUGUACAAAUAAAAAGCCUAAAAGGCCUUUAGUCUCAAAGUAUUUAGUUCAUUAUUGGAUAAAAACAUGUUACCGUCAUUAUUUAUUACAACAAUACACGCAUUAAAGUUUAUAUAACGGGUAAAUUGCCUUAAUUUACAUUGUUAACCAGGUUUUGCAUAAGAAUGUAGGUAAUUUAUUGUAAAUAUUUUAUUAUUUUGCUACAAAUUGAUUAGUAUGUAUUCUUCUAACUUCAAAAAAUUUAAAUAAAAUAAAUCAAAUAGCAUUAUCCAAUCAUCAUAAUGAUUACCAUACUACAAUGAUCUUUGUAUAUUUCAAAUUAAAUACAACCUUCAUAUCUAUUUUAUAUACUAAAUAAUUUAGUUUAAUUAUAAUUUUCAAUAUGCACAAUACAUAUUUAUUACAAUUAGAAUAAGUGUAGUUUAAUAAAUGAUUGUACUGCAUGACCGUCCAGCUUGAAAGUGCCUAUAAAGGGUUUUUAAAAUAGGCUUUUCACAUAGUGACACUCUUUUUCUGCCUCCUCAAAAUAUGAUUGCUACGCCACAUAUUUUUGUUUCCUAAUAUGUAUCUUAUUUUUAAAAACAGUGUAUGCACUAUAAGCCUACUAGAUUAAUGUAUCGUGCCCAACACUAUCGCAGUUUGAAAUCAACUUUAUGAUAAGUCUUUAGUGGAAAUAAAAUGACUCUAAUCACUUAGUAAUCAAGUGUUUGUGACAUCAUUGCUUACUAAUUUGACCUUUGAAUAGUUUUCACAGUAAAGACGCGUGUUCGGUUCAAAGGGGUCAUUUGGUUACGUUAAUGUACCGACUAGAACAAAAGUAAAAUGUGAAGGAACUUUUAUGUUUAGAUUGUAAGGCGCUUUGGGAUUUUAGAUGAAUAGUAGGAAAAAUAAUUAUGCAAACAAUAGAUGCAUAAUUAUUUAAUGGCUGGACAUUUAAUUGGAUAUUUAAAGGACAAAUAAUAAUAAUGGCUUUUAUUCGGCUAUUCGAGCGGUUACGCUUCGUUGAAUAAUUGGCGCGCAGUAUUAAUUAUUAAACGCUAUACUAAAAUACGUAAAGUAUAUUAAUUCGUAUGUUACAGCGCCCCUGGUGGGUUCACGCAACAAACUUUACCGUUUCUAGCUGAGAUACUAAUAUAAAAAUUGUGGUACAAUUAUUAUUCUGGGCUUCUCUCAAGGACAGUUUUGUACCUACAAUAUCUUGAUUAAAACUGACUAUUUAAAACAAAAACCGCGUGCGUCUUUUGUUUUAUAAUAUAUGAAUUUAAAAAAUUCUAAUUUUAGUGCCGUUAUUUUGCUAAUACAUACAUAUACCGUUUUAGUUUCGACUAGUUGAAGAAUUAUUAAUGUACUAUUUUUUUUAUACCAGUUAAAUAAUAUUUAAAAUAAAUUUUUGCAUGAAAAACUUGGCAGCGUUCUACAUAUUUUGGAAUAAAUUAAAUGUAUACAAAUAUAAAAUCUACGUGGUGUCGCAAGAUAUUUAAAAUAUAAUUUAGUUUCUGUUAAAUUUUUAUAGUUUAAUAAACGAAUUGUAUUUAAACAAUAUAUUAUGUUCUUGAUUCGGUACCAGCCACGGAAUGCUGCUCAAGUUUUACUUAUAAACAUUUAAUUCUGUAUUACGUAUUGUUAUUAAAGAUUGUUUAUGUGAUAUUAGUUUAUAUCAAAAAAACGGUGAUUUUUAUAACACGACUAAUUAAAAGCUGUAAUAGUAGGUAUCCGUUGCAUAACGUAUGUCAAACCCAAAUAUUUGUGGAAUAUUAAUUAGAACAAUUUACCUGAACGUAAUUGAUGUUACGCAAUUCUUUAUAUUUAAAGCACGAUUAAAUUAUUGAAACACG